Molecule: messenger RNA, 1660 nt
Organism: Anguilla anguilla (European eel)
Lineage: Eukaryota; Metazoa; Chordata; Actinopteri; Anguilliformes; Anguillidae
Gene: nup50
Product: nucleoporin 50
Exons: 8
Coding region: 167-1633 (488 amino acids)
Biological process (GO): protein import into nucleus
Cellular component (GO): nuclear pore
Source: RefSeq, a predicted model, not a curated record
GAUAGAGAGGCGAGGCGCGCGCUUAUUCCGUUUUAUAAAAUGGCGGCGUGAAUUGGGCCGAAAGUGAAUUUGACACAAGCGUGGACGACCAUCAGGGGCAGAUCAGAAUUGUCUUAGUUAAGUCUUGGUGGGCAUCUGAGUCGAGAAAAAAGGGAGCAGAUCUGUGAUGGCUAAAAGGAUCGCGGACAAGGAGCUGACUGACAGGAACUGGGAUCAGGAAGAUGAAGGAGAGGAGGCGGGAAUGUUUUCUAUCGCCAGCGAAGAUGUGAUGAAGAACAGGCCCAUUAAGAAGGCGAAGCGCCGAGCUCCUGGAACUGAGGGUGAGAGCGGGGGCGCUUUCAAAGCCUUCAAAGGCUUCUCUGUGACGGGGUCAGCGCCAGGAGGGGGCGGAGCCUUUCCCAGCUUUGGGAACGGCGCCGGCUUCAAGCCCGUCUCCACCAUGGCCAACGGGAGCAGCCGAGCGUCCGCCACCCCGUCCUUCCCCGGAUUCGCCUCCGCGGCCUCAACCACCACGCCCGCCGCCUCGCUGACGUUCAACGGCCCAGCCUCCUCCCCGCCCCCGACUGCUGAGGUCACAAGCAAGCAGCCCAAUGGCUCCGCCCCCAGCCUGGCUCAGAGCUCCGCCCCCGGGCCGGCUCAGAGCUGGAGCUCCAGCAGCUCCAGCAGCAGCAGCGGCAGCAGCAGCUCCAGCCGGAGCAGGGAGUACAGCCGCCAGCUCACCGCGCUGAACUGCUCCGUCCGGGACUGGAUCGACAAGCACGUCAACGACAACCCGCUGUGCGACCUCAACCCCAUCUUCCGCGACUACGAGCGCCACCUGGCCAGCAUCGAGCAGAAGUACGGGACGGGGGCGGGGCCAGAGAGCCAGGAGAAGGGCGGGAACACCGAGGGCUCUCAGCCAGCCGCUGCCGGCAGCAGCAGCAGCAGCAGCAGCGCCAGUCAAGCCCCGUCGUCGGGGGCGACGGCCCCCGCUCUGUUCCCCCUGAGCGGGGAGAAGGAGAGCGGCCCGCCCCCUGCCGGGGUGUCCUUUAACUUUGGGAAGAAGGUGGACAGCUCUGUGCUGGGGUCCCUGGGGGCCUCCGCGGCCCCGCUGAGCUUCUCCUUCUCCAGCCAGGGCUCCCUCGCGCCCCUCUUCGGGGGCCAGGGGGCCACAACAACCGCGCCCGCCGCCACCUUCUCCUUUGGGGGGGCCAAGACCGAGGCGGCCAGCAGCCAGAAGACAGAAGAUCAGAACGGAGGCGCGGACGAGGAGUCGGAGGAGCCCCCCAAGCCCGUCAUCACGGAGGUCAAGGAGGAAGACGCCUUCUAUUCUAAAAAGUGCAAACUGUUUUACAAGAAAGAGAACGAGUUCAAGGAGAAGGGCGUGGGGACGCUGCACCUGAAGCACGUGGCUGAGGGGAAGACCCAGCUCCUCGUCCGCGCCGACACUAACCUAGGAAACAUUUUGCUGAACAUCUUGGUUCCGGCGUCCAUGCCCUGCUCCCGGAAGGGCAAGAACAACGUGAUGGUGGUGUGCGUGCCCAACCCCCCCGUGGACGACAAGAACCCCGCCGUCGCCGUCCCGCUCCUCAUCAGAGUCAAAACGGCCGAGGACGCCGACGAACUUCACAAAAUGCUGCAGGAGAAGGCGUGAACCCACCCCCCGACCCCCCACCCCACU